AUGGCACUCAAGCAGCCCAUCAAGACCACCUCCAAUACCACCGCACCCUCGCAAUCAACGACCCUCCAACUCCCACCUCCGCAGACAUUUGAGUUGCUCCCGCCACUCCAUGAACUCCUCGCGCGCAUCGAGGUCUACAACAACCAGCAAUCCACCUCCCUCGACCAGCUUUUCGCACCCGAAGAGAGCACCGACAUUGGCAGUAACUAUGCUGAGAUCCAGCCUCUGAACCCAAAGGACUUACCAACGGCUGCGCUUGACAUCAAGUCGCGCGUGAGGGGUGCCCAGAGGGAGGUGGAGAAGCUGCCUGACAUUGACAGGACAGUCGAGGAGCAGGACGAGGAGAUCAGGGAGCUUGAGGAGAAGAUUGCCAAGCAGCAUGCUAUGCUGAGUCGCUUGGGAGAGGUUGCGAAGGGACUGGCUGAGAAGGUCACAUGA
Messenger RNA from Fulvia fulva, 438 nucleotides. RefSeq lists its product as uncharacterized. Gene Ontology annotation, biological process: regulation of transcription by RNA polymerase II. Gene Ontology annotation, molecular function: transcription coregulator activity. The coding region runs from base 1 to 438 and encodes 145 amino acids. The transcript has a single exon. Lineage: Eukaryota; Fungi; Ascomycota; Dothideomycetes; Mycosphaerellales; Mycosphaerellaceae. Gene Ontology annotation, cellular component: mediator complex. The record is from RefSeq and is a predicted model, not a curated record.